Molecule: messenger RNA, 2027 nt
Organism: Nelumbo nucifera (sacred lotus)
Lineage: Eukaryota; Viridiplantae; Streptophyta; Magnoliopsida; Proteales; Nelumbonaceae
Product: protein CELLULOSE SYNTHASE INTERACTIVE 1-like
Molecular function (GO): protein binding
Source: RefSeq, a predicted model, not a curated record
CUAUAGAUGCCUUCUCCGUCUGAUAUCAUCCAGUUUUAUUUCUUUCAGGUCUUUCACACUUCUAACUACUUGCCGGAGAGUCGGAGACAUCGUUUGGACUACUCCGCCGGAGUUAUGUGACCUAAUUCAGCAAAAGAUGCGUUUGCCUCCAAAGCAAUGAGCACAGAUAUGGGACAGCAGAAGGAAGAUAAAGAAACAGACAAGCGAAACUCGUCAGACGUGGGAACCGGAGAAUCCCUCCUCAGGCGAUUGAUACAGCUUAUAUUAUCGUUGAUAUCUUUUACUCAUACCAUCAAAGUGUUUACAGUAAAAUGGCAGUCGAUUCGCAACAAGCUAGAGGACCUGAACUCUGGUCUUAUCGCUGCAGAGAACUGCAACUUGGGGGAAAAUUCAUCCAUCUUGGACUUGAUUCCCAGUAUAGAAUCGACCGUUAAUGACUGCUAUGAUAUUGCUCGCCGGUGUGUCAACUUGUCCUAUAGCGGGAAGCUACUUAUGCAGAGCGACCUGGAUGUAUUGUCUGCAAAAUUCGAUCUUCAUAGCAAGAAUCUUACAGCAAUCUACACUUGCGGAAUUCUUCACGGUAAUGCACUUGUUGUGUCAAAGCCAGGUAUUGGAGCUAAUCGCGAUGACAUGAAAUUCUAUGUCAGGGAUUUGCUGACAAGGCUGAAGAUCGGAGACUCAGGGAUGAAAAGCCAGGCCUUGAUGGCUUUAAAUGAAGUUGUCGCGGAAGACGAAAAAUAUGUGAGGAUUGUUGUUGAGACAGGUGAGGUAAUAAAUCUCUUGGUGAACUUUCUUGAGUUUGCAGAGAGGGAGAUUCAAGAAGAAUCGGCCAGAGCCAUUUCGGUGAUAGCAGGGUUUGACACGUACAAGGGUGUUGUUGUUGGGGCCGGGGUCAUUGCACCUCUAAUUCGGGUUCUGGAGAGUGGAAGUGAUUUGGCGAAAGAAAGAGCAGCAAGGGCUAUGCAGAAACUAACAGAGAAUUCUGAUAAUGCUUGGUCAGUUUCUGCUCACGGUGGAGUAACAGCUCUGUUGAAGUUCUGCACCUCUUGUGAUGGCAGAGGAGGUGUGUCUAUUGUUCCCGCUUGUGGGGUUCUAAAAAAUCUAGCUGGAGUGGAGGAGAUCAAAAGGUUCAUGGUUGAAGAAGGCGCAAUCUCGGCCUUCGUCAAGCUUAUAAGAUCGAAAGACGAAGCCUCGCAGAUAAAUGCUAUCGAAUUCCUUCAAAUUAUGGCUUCUGAUGAUGAACCUAUUCGACAGAUGGUCAUCAGAGAUGGAGGAAUCCACUUGCUGGUUCGUAACUUGGAUCCUAGAUCUUCCUCUUCCUCCAAGGCUCGAGAAACUGCGCUUAAAACAAUCGAGAGUCUCUGUUUCGCCUCCGCGAGUUCUCUGAACGUCCUGAUUGGAUAUGGGUUUCUUGAUCGUCUUCUUUACUUUCUCCGAAACAGUGAGGUCUCGAUUCAGGAAUUGACAGUGAAGUUGGCACUUCGUCUCUGUGGGAAAUCAGAAGAGACUAAGAAGGCAAUGGGAGAUGCGGGUUUUAUGCGAGAGUUGGUGAGACUACUUGAUGCAAAAUCUUUUGAAGUUAGAGAAAUGGCGGCCGAAGCACUCAAUUGUUUGAUUUCGGUCCCAAGGAACCGGAAGAGAUUCAUCCAGGAAGACGAUGGCAUUGUCCGGAUUCUGCAAUUGCUCGACCUGGGGGAGGUAAAAUCAGGUAAGAACAAGCUCAUGCUCUCUGCUUUAAUGUCAUUAACCAGUUGCAACAGUGGAAGAAGGAAGAUCCUGAAUUCUGGCUACCUGAAAAAUUUAGAAAAGCUUGCGGAAGCUGAAAUUACGGAUGCCAAAAGAAUUGUUAGGAAGUUGACCACAAACAGAUUUCGUAGUAUAUUGACUGGAAUCUGGAACUCUUGAAUGUAAUUUUGUUUACUAUAUACCGACUGAAUUAUAUGUAUCGCAUGAUAGUUGCUUGAUUUGUGAAUUUUUGGUUCAGCUUUAAUUCCUGAGUUAAAAAAAAUUUUCUUCUUUUUCUCCUU